Molecule: messenger RNA, 1675 nt
Organism: Helianthus annuus (common sunflower)
Lineage: Eukaryota; Viridiplantae; Streptophyta; Magnoliopsida; Asterales; Asteraceae
Product: chaperone protein dnaJ 6
Exons: 8
Coding region: 646-1497 (283 amino acids)
Source: RefSeq, a predicted model, not a curated record
AUAACAUAACUAACUAGUGCUGUAGUGCAUUAUGCAUUAAAUUGCAUUUCAAAGAUCAUCUUCCUCUCUAUGUCUCCCUUUUUCAAUUCUAAUUUCUGGAGCUCCUCCGUUAUUCCCUGUAAGUUCUUUCUGUCCACCGGAAUACUUUUUCUUUGUUCUACUCUUUCUUCUUUGGUCACGGGGUGCGGCGUUAAUAUUUCAAGGGGUGCGGUGUUAAUAUUUCAUAUGGGGCGCAUCACGCAUAUAUACUAACCGAAAAAAAGUCAUGGGGUGCGCCCGCCCCCCUUGGGGACAACCUAGGUCCGCCCCUGGGCUUGGGCCGACCCUGUUAUUAUACAGUUUAAAUUGUUCAACCUGUAUAACACACGGGGAACUAACCUAGUUUUAUUAUAAGUUAGAUUAGAUAAAACUUUACAAAUUAAAAAAUAACAAAAAACUUGAAAUUAGCUAGAAACCUAGCUUUAGCCGGAGCCACACCCCGCGGGAAAUAGGAAGAAGAUGGCGGGAAAAUGAAACCCUGGAAGGUUCUGGUCCCGAAUUACUUAAAACAAACACCCUGCUAGCUAGCUAGCAGUAUACAUCCUCCUCUGAUAAUAUAUAUACACGUCAACUGGGUCUUGUUAUACGUACGUUCUCUGCUUUGAAAUGGGUAAAAGAAAGAAGUCAAACUCAUCAUCGAUUCAUGAAGAAGAAGAAGAAGACCAACAAAAUCAGACCGAAUCUUCAUCCUCUUCCAAUGAUAAGAGCUUGUACGAGAUACUUGGGGUGGAAAAAACUGCGUCUCAACAGGAAAUAAAAAAAGCAUAUCAUAAGCUUGCACUGCGGCUACAUCCUGACAAGAAUCCUGGUGAUGAGGAUGCCAAAGAAAAGUUUCAGCAUCUGCAGAAAGUUAUUUCGAUACUUGGUGACGAGGAGAAACGCGCAGUUUAUGACCAGACUGGAUGUGUUGAUGAUGCUGAUCUUGCUGGAGAUGUGGUUCAAAAUUUGAAGGAUUUCUUUCGAACUAUGUAUAAAAAGGUUACAGAAGCUGAUAUUGAGGAGUUUGAAUCCAACUACCGAGGAUCCGAGUCUGAGAAAAACGAUUUGCUUGAUCUUUACAAGAAGUACAAAGGUCGUAUGGACAGGCUCUUCUGUUCCAUGCUAUGCUCAGAUCCUAAGCUUGAUUCACAUCGUUUCAAAGAUAUACUCGAUGAGGCAAUUUCUGCUGGAGAAUUGAAGUCAACCAAAGCUUAUCAAAAAUGGGGUAAAAAAGUUUCUGAAACAGAACCACCCACAAACCCGUUGAAGCGUAGGGGAAAGCCAAAGAAAGAGUCGGAUGAUUUAUACGCUAUUAUUUCACAAAGGCAAAGCGAAAGGAAAGGACGGGUAGACGAGAUGUUUUCGUCUUUGGUGAGUAAAUAUGGCGGAGGUGAACCGUCUUCAGAGCCUACCGAAGAAGAGUUUGAAGCUGCAAGGGAAAAGCUCAAGAAACGCAAGGGUUCUAAGAAAUCUAAGUGAAACUUAAUCGAAUUGUUAUAUUAUCAUUUGGGUUGUCUUCUGGUUCUAUCGGUUGCCUUCCGAAACUAGUUUAUUAAUAUUUCGUAUCGACUCUAUAUCUGUUUUGAUUUUAAAGUUGAACUAGAUUCUGUCUCCAGCUAGUGGUAUUUAUGGUCCAGUUUAUUCUGUUUUGACAAAA